Colletotrichum tamarilloi is the source of this 1200-nucleotide messenger RNA. RefSeq lists its product as uncharacterized. The record is from RefSeq and is a predicted model, not a curated record. The coding region runs from base 1 to 1200 and encodes 399 amino acids. Lineage: Eukaryota; Fungi; Ascomycota; Sordariomycetes; Glomerellales; Glomerellaceae. The transcript has 3 exons.
AUGGAUUCUUUGAAUCUCAAGAAAGAAGGAAACGUUGACACGAGCUAUCUCAUCCGGUUGUUCCUAAAUGCGGCGGCCGGAGAAACACCACAUGUGGGUGCUAGCCUUGUUGCACGCCUGACUGAAGGAACGGUCGCCGUGUUUCAGGACAUCAACAAAUAUCUGAUCGACAGAUUUAAUGGAAUUUCAGAAUCACGAUCAUACUCUGUUAGUCUUAGAAGAAGCUCCGACAGACUUCAGCUCUGGUCAGACGGAUAUGGGAUUUCCAGCGCAGCCUCCGCGAAGCUAAUUGUCGUUGUCCAACAUUUAGGGCUCGUAGCAUCAACUUGGGCGACAGGCCUUUUAGGAAAGACACAACUUUCAGAAAGCUUUACGAACAAGGUGGAAAACUUACGGCAACUGAUACAAGAAGCCGAAGACGACCUUUUAAAGAGUGAAUCUUCGACUGGAUCAUCAGAGUAUGAUGAUGACGAUAUCGCGCAAAUUACCGCAGAUCUUGAAGCAGACACCAGAAGUUUGAUGGACCUCGAUAGCUUAUUCUCUGAACCCAUCUUUGAUAUUGAACACGCGAGGCAACCCCUUGACUCGUCUUGGCACAAGUGGAAACCGCACGAACCUUACAGACAACUCAUAGGCAAGCAAUUUCCCAAAGCGAAUGAGGAGCUCGUCACCAGUCUCGGGAAGGCCAAUUAUGAGCGAUUCUUGAGAGGCAAAGAGCAAAGGGACAAGAAUUUUUGGGCAUGGUGUGAGGAUCCAAAGGGACCUCGGCUGAUGCAUCCGAGUGAGAUCAAGGGUUUGGAACCUACGAGCUCUAAGUUCACAGAUUCAGGCCUUGGAUCAUCUAUUCCUUCAUCUUACGCCGAGACAAUCAUGUCAUACCACGGCGGUCAUCUUGAAGAGAUCUCUCUUGCGGCUCUCCCUUCAAACCCUGAUUCGGACACAGAAAGCCAGCCAUCGAACACCAGUCAGCAAGAUAAAGUUGCUGGUAGUGAUGCCGAGGAAAUCAACUCAGCCGCAGGGAUCAUGGUUGUAGAGUGUCCUCCUACUCAUCCAGAUGAUACCCAAAUCUUUGAGAUGACACGAGAAGGGCCAGUCACUCUUGAAGAAGUCGCAGACUAUCUUGGGGAAGUUAUGCGCCAGGGGCCUAAUUUUGAAGACGAGUUUCUCCAUCUACUGCAAAAUUAUGAAUUUGAUAUGUAA